Molecule: messenger RNA, 923 nt
Organism: Lobosporangium transversale
Lineage: Eukaryota; Fungi; Mortierellomycota; Mortierellomycetes; Mortierellales; Mortierellaceae
Product: ubiquitin-related domain-containing protein
Exons: 3
Coding region: 114-875 (253 amino acids)
Biological process (GO): post-translational protein targeting to endoplasmic reticulum membrane
Molecular function (GO): protein binding
Source: RefSeq, a predicted model, not a curated record
CACGUGACCACAGCGCUUCCCUAUUUUUUUCUCAGAGCUUCUUUUGAGCUCAUCAAACUUGUCCAAAGUACUAAAGAAGAUUAAAGUCCAAAAAUCAUCGAAUUGAACUAGCAAUGUCAUCCGCCGAGGAAUCUCUUUUCAUCUCCCAGGUCCUGGCUGUCUAUGCAGGUCAGUCUACCAAAUUCCCUGCUGACUACAUUCCCCCUGGCCUUGCACCCAAUUGGACUUCAAAGAGAGCCACUUUCGAAAGGCCUGCCAAGCCCGUGAAAGCCGGGGCUCCAGAAGGAGAUAUCCAAGUGACAAUCAAAUCGCUCAAAUCAGGACAGUGGACGGUCAGUGUUCCGGCACAAGGAACAAUUGCAGAUCUGAAGCAGGCUUUUCAGGCCAAGUCUGGGAUUGAGGUUGCAGCUCAGAGAUUAGUACUCAAAGGAAAAGCAUUGGUGGAUAGCAAGAGUUUAGAGGAUUAUGGUCUCAUGACAGGGUCAGUUGUUCAUCUGUUUUCAAAGGCUGGUGGUACUUCCGCUGCAGCAGCUGAAGGAACUUCAGUAACAGCAGACGCGGCUACAGCACCUACAUCUCUCUCAUCUUCAGCUACUGCUGUCGCCGCUACUCAAGAGUCUGAAAAUGCAGGAACCCCAACACAAGCAUCAACAACUAAAAAGCCCCUAUUAACCUCAUAUAGGGGACUUUCAGAGAAAGGUACAGCUAUUGCAAAGGAAGCCGAGUUUUGGUACUGGCUGAACAGUCAAUUGAGGGAUAAACUGGGUUCUAAAGAGGAUGCAGCCUUGAUGACUAAAGGCUUCUUAGGCCAAUACCGUGACUUAGUUGGCAAUGCGGCAACAAAGGAUAUUGAGAAAGAAAUUGUAAAGAAAUAAAAAUAAGAGACAAGGAAAUAUCUUCUUUCUUUCUUAAUUAUAACAAAC